CACACCCCCAAAACAAGCCAACAAACAUGAGGAGCUUGGUUAGCUAUGCAGAAGCAAUGGAGGUCCACAAGCCAUACAUUGCUAUGCUGUUCGUUCAGUGUGUGUACUCAGGAAUGGCUUUGUUCUCAAAGGCAGCCAUUUCUCAAGGCAUGAACCCACCCAUCUUCGUCUUCUACCGCCAAGCGUUCGCUACCAUCGCCAUGGCUCCGUUCGCCUUCUUCCUCGAAAGAAAGAAGGCAGUUCCUUUAUCCUUCAAGUUUCUCUUCAAAGUGUUCUUGAUUUCUCUAAGUGGAAUCACCUUGAGUUUAAACCUUUAUUACAUAGCUAUCAACCACAUAUCAGCAACAUUUGCAGCCGCUACAACCAACACGAUCCCCGCUAUUACACUCCUCUUCGCUCUCCUCUUCAGAUAUGAAGUGAUUUCGGUGAGAAAGAUGGAAGGGAUAGCGAAAUUGGUUGGGGGUGUGAUAGGUUUUUCUGGGGCUUUGGUGUAUGCUUUUGUGAAGGGUCCAGUGAUGAAGUUCAUGAAUUGGUACCCACAAAACGCUCGUAAUUCGUUCGAAGGGUACUCGGGUUCGGAAUGGAUUAAGGGUUCAUUUGUUAUGCUUUCAGCCAAUAUUGCUUGGUCUUUGUGGCUUGUUUUGCAGGCCUCAAUUGUGAAGGAAUAUCCAGCGAAGUUGAGGAUUACAAGCUUGCAGUGCUUCUUCAGCUUGAUACAAUCAGGUUUGUGGGCUGUGGUGAUGGAGAGAAAGGCUGAUGCUUGGAAGCUUGGAUGGAAUCUUCAACUCUUCUCGGUUGCCUAUUGCGGUGUGAUCGUGACGGGAAUGACGUAUUGGCUACAAAUAUGGACAGUAGAGAAGAAAGGACCAGUUUUCACAGCCAUGUUUACACCAUUAGCACUAAUCAUAACAGCAAUCUUCUCAGCAUUAGUAUGGAAGGAAGCCCUUCAUUGGGGAAGUGUUGGUGGGGCUAUAUUGCUGGUGGUGGGGCUUUAUUGUGUUCUAUGGGGGAAGAACAAAGAAGAAGAUAUCAAAACUGAAGCAAUUGAACAAAGAGUUGAUAUCAAAGAGGAAACCAAUUCAGCCUCCAUUUGCUAAUUCAUCCUAUCAUCAUCACCAUAUUAAUAUCUAAUAGAUUAUUCCAUAUGUCACUGUCAUUAACCUAUAGCCCUUGCUGUUUAGCUCUCUUAUGAUCUUAAUGGAUGACUUGGUCAUCCACUGGAUGACUUGGGUCUAUGUCAAUUGUAAAGAACAGACAAAGUAAUUUAAUAUUCGGGGGUCGGGUUUCUAUAUGUGAAACGAUCCCACUUAGUGAA
Cucurbita pepo subsp. pepo (vegetable marrow) is the source of this 1315-nucleotide messenger RNA. It is a transcript of the gene UMAMIT22, whose product is annotated as nodulin MtN21 /EamA-like transporter family protein. Gene Ontology annotation, molecular function: transmembrane transporter activity. The record is from RefSeq and is a predicted model, not a curated record. Gene Ontology annotation, cellular component: membrane. NCBI's taxonomy places the organism in Eukaryota, Viridiplantae, Streptophyta, Magnoliopsida, Cucurbitales, Cucurbitaceae.